Molecule: messenger RNA, 624 nt
Organism: Grammomys surdaster
Lineage: Eukaryota; Metazoa; Chordata; Mammalia; Rodentia; Muridae
Gene: Aanat
Product: aralkylamine N-acetyltransferase
Exons: 3
Coding region: 1-624 (207 amino acids)
Biological process (GO): circadian rhythm; melatonin biosynthetic process; response to light stimulus
Cellular component (GO): cytoplasm
Molecular function (GO): aralkylamine N-acetyltransferase activity
Source: RefSeq, a predicted model, not a curated record
AUGCCCAUGUGGAACAUCCACCCCCUGAAACCUGAGGCCCUGCACCUGCCACUUGGGACCUCAGAGUUCCUAGGCUGCCAGCGGCGCCACACGCUCCCUGCCAAUGAAUUCCGCUGCCUCACACCAGAAGAUGCCACGAGUGCGUUUGAGAUUGAGCGGGAAGCCUUUAUCUCUGUCUCGGGUACCUGUCCCCUGUACUUGGAUGAGAUCCGGCACUUCCUAACCCUGUGUCCAGAGCUGUCACUGGGCUGGUUUGAGGAGGGCUGCCUUGUGGCCUUCAUCAUCGGCUCACUCUGGGACAAGGAGAGACUUACUCAGGAGUCGCUGACACUACACAGGCCCGGAGGGCACACAGCCCACCUGCACGUACUGGCAGUGCACCGGACCUUCCGGCAGCAGGGCAAGGGCUCUGUCCUGCUGUGGAGAUACCUUCAUCACCUGGGCAGUCAGCCGGCGGUGCGCCGGGCCGUGCUCAUGUGUGAGGAUGCCCUGGUACCCUUCUAUGAGAAAUUUGGCUUCCAGGCUAUGGGACCAUGUGCCAUCACCGCGGGACCUCUCACCUUCACGGAGCUACAGUGUUCCUUACGGUGCCACGCCUUCCUGCGCAGGAACAGUGGCUGCUGA